AUGUCUCUCGCCUGUCAGUCCGCGCUGCGCUCCUGCGCCCGCGCCGCCAGGAGCUCCCCCGUCCGCGCCUCCGCCUCUCAGCUCUCCCGCAGCACCUCCGCCCGGAGAUGGCAGUCCACCGACGCCGCCGCUGCGCCCACCAACCCCAAGAUCGCCGGCAUCGUUGACCAGAUUAGCCAAUUGACCCUGCUCGAGACUGCCGACCUCGUUUCCACGUUAAAAACUCGCCUGAACAUUCCCGAUAUGCCAAUGGGUGGCUUCGCUGCCGCUCCUGCCGCUGCCCCCGCCGCUGCCCCUGUUGAGGAGGAGGAGGCCGCCCCCGCUGCGCAGGAGAAGACGCUGUUCAACCUGAAGCUCCAAAGCUUCGACGCCGGCGCCAAGCCCAAGAUCAUCAAGGAGAUUAAGAGCAUGCUGGGCUUGUCGCUGGUGGACAGCAAGAAGUUCGUCGAGAGCGCACCCAAGCAGAUGAAGGAGGCCGUGCCCAAGGACGAGUGCGAGAAGAUCAUCGAGACCAUGAAGGGUCUGGGUGCCGUUGUGGUCAUGGAGUAG
Messenger RNA from Aplosporella prunicola CBS 121167, 549 nucleotides. RefSeq lists its product as uncharacterized. The coding region runs from base 1 to 549 and encodes 182 amino acids. Gene Ontology annotation, molecular function: structural constituent of ribosome. The record is from RefSeq and is a predicted model, not a curated record. The transcript has 2 exons. Lineage: Eukaryota; Fungi; Ascomycota; Dothideomycetes; Botryosphaeriales; Aplosporellaceae. Gene Ontology annotation, cellular component: ribosome. Gene Ontology annotation, biological process: translation.